Messenger RNA from Drosophila grimshawi, 806 nucleotides. RefSeq lists its product as uncharacterized. The record is from RefSeq and is a predicted model, not a curated record. Lineage: Eukaryota; Metazoa; Arthropoda; Insecta; Diptera; Drosophilidae. The coding region runs from base 137 to 583 and encodes 148 amino acids. The transcript has a single exon.
CGACAGACAAGAAAGCUAUGAAAGUAUUUUUCUGCCCAUCAUUUCGAAGUCUCAUUCGAUUUAUUCGUUUCGACAGACACUUCAAAAGUAGAAAACACAUUUCCAAAAGUGCAAAAACCAAACACAUUCUUCAAUAAUGCCACCAUUUUGCUGUGGCGGAAGACGUUGUGCCGCCGAUAUACGCCGUAGACAGGAGGUCGAUGGUGGAUUGGAAGAUGAGCAAACGGGAACAACUGCAUCCUCACCAAUAACAGUGUCGAGUGCCGAGUAUCCGCUGACACUCAAGUUCUAUGCCCGACACGAUUGGCCGUAUUUUAAUUGCACGGAUGAGGAUGUACGUCGUAUGCGUGAAGUGCUCGAUAAGAAGGGAGCAGCUGAGGAUGCCACCACAGAAGGGGAUGCGCCCAAGAGAUAUGUGCCCAAGCAUGCCACAGCGCAGCCAAUGACUGAGAAUCAAAUCUAUGGCUGGUAUCAGCAUCGGGCCUAUCGCUAUUUGAAAAAGGAUCGCGGCAUCUUCGUCUUUCCACGUGAAGGUGAUCCACUGAUUAAAGUAAUUCAAGCCUCCAAGUGGAUAGGUCGUUAAAUGACUAGGAGCAGUUUGUGGCAAGUUAUCUGAAUCACCGGAGGAAACCUGCUCAAAAUAAUAGUCAUGCAACAAUUGCUCUGAAUUAAAUUACUAGAUUUUUCAACUUAACUCAAAUUCCUAGAAAUACUAACAACAAUUUUCUGAGUUCGUUUCAAAAAAUUUAAUCGAAAUCAUUGUCUAGAAAAUAUUACACAAUAAAAGAAGCAAUUUAACAAUAAAG